UAUCGUAUAUGUAGAAAGUAACAUGAGUUACAUACAAGAAUAUAGUUAAUCUGGGCCUUCAUGAAGAUACCAAGAAGUUUCAAUAGAACGUGGAAUUAGACAGGGUGAUACUGUAUCCCCUAAAUUGUUUACAGCAGUUCUUGAAUAUAUGUUCAAGCAAAUGAAAAGAAAGCAUCAUAUGAGAAUUAAUAUAAAUGGGGAAGAUCUCAACCACCUAAGACUUGCCGAUGGCGUCGUUUUAAUAUCUGAUAGAUUUGAUAAAGCUACAAAAAUGCUGCACACGCUCUAUAAAGUGUCAAAAACAAUUGGUCUUAAAAUUAACACCUCAAAGACAAAAUUUAUGACCAACCUUGAAGUCAGCGGUAAAAUUCUGAUUGAGAGCCAUAGCAUCGACCAAAUAAUAGCUUACAAAUAUCUAGGCCAUGAGAUUCGCUCAGGCCGAGAUAAUCAUACAACUAAAAUACAAAGAAGGAUAGGUCUCACAUGGGCUGCCUUUGGUAGAUUGAAUAGCAUUUUCAAGUCUAGUAUCCCCGUUUUUCUAAAAAGAAAGGUUUUUAACCAGGACGUUUUACCGGUUCUUACAUAUGGUGCAGAAACACUGACUCUGAUAAAAACAACAAUAGAUAAAAUAAGGCUUACACAACGCGCUAUGGAAAGAUCAAUAAUAGGUAUUACUAUCAGAGAUAAAGUACCAAACAUAGAAAUAAGAAGAAGAACAGGAAUCACAGAUGCAGAUGAAAAAAUAGCCAUGGCUAAAUGGGCUUGUUGCCAGAGUAACGGAUGA
Messenger RNA from Diabrotica balteata, 784 nucleotides. Lineage: Eukaryota; Metazoa; Arthropoda; Insecta; Coleoptera; Chrysomelidae. The record is from the annotation of a GenBank genome assembly.